CUCCAAGCAAGAUGGCGGAAUCAGACUGAAAAUGUCUCUUAAUCCACGCUUUAUUUUCCGCGGUUUUACUCGUGUGACGACCGGAAAAAACCUGUUUUCUUUUAAAUUACCUAAAAGGAGCCUUUCUACAAACACUCAAAGAAACGAUGCGGAAGAUAAACGGGAAAUUAAUCGUUUAUUUCAAGGAAUAAUUGAGGGUCAUCGUGGAAGCCUGGCACAAGGUAUUACACUGGUGGAAACAUUACAUCCAACAAAGUAUCAGCAAGCGCAGCAAUUGCUGUCAAAAGUUGCAAAAUAUUCCAAAAAAGCACCCUUGUUUACAAAUGGGCAGCGUUCUUCAUUCCGUAUUGGUCUAUCUGGUCCACCCGGAGGUGGAAAAUCAACAUUUAUUGAGACAUUUGGAAAUUUCCUGACGAAUAAGAACCAUAAAGUUGCAGUUUUGGCCGUUGAUCCAUCAUCUUCUACAACUGGAGGCUCAUUGCUGGGGGACAAAACGCGCAUGACAGAGCUAUCGCGAGAUCCUAACGCUUACAUUAGGCCUUCACCGUCCUCUGGAACUCUGGGUAAUUUUUUAAUAAAGAUUAAAAAUCCCUGCGCAGCACAGUGACUUUACGUUCGAUUGAGAGCUAUAAAAUCCACUCUGUAAGAAGAUCUUAAACAGACGUUUUGGCAAUGCUACCCUGAAGAAGGCAGUGUAUGCCAAAACGUUGUUUUAAGAUCUUCUUACAGCAUGGAUUUUAUAACUUUCAAAUGAACAUUAAUAGUUGUUAACAAUCUACCCUCUAUCAAGAACCAACCAUUUGCUGCUCAAAGUGGUGUAAAUACCACUGUCAUGCCUCUGACAGAUGUAAUAAAGAAAAUAAAAACCAAAAAAGUCAUUUUAAAUCUCUUCUAUCCCUCUGGCUUUGGCUUUAGACAUGAAGGCCAUAUGUGAUGCUGUAAAUCAAUGAAAAUGCUUUUUUUACCCACCAUUCCUUCCCACCACUGCUUUGGUACACAUUUUAUGAAAAUAAAUGCAUACUUAUUGUUAGCAUUAACAUCAUCAUCAUCAAUCAGAAUCAUCUUUAUCAUCAUCAUCAUUUUGAUCAUCAUCAUCAUCAUCAUCAUCAUCAUCAAAGAAAACCUUUACCUUGUGCUUCCUUUCAACUCUAUACCCCAGAUCCUUGGAACUCUCUUUCUCUCAUAUGUUACAUCAUGUUGUUCUAGGCCUGGCAUAAGAAAGUACUAAUUUUGAUGAUCUCAAUUCUUCUCUUUAAGGUGGUGUGAAUCGCAGUACAAAUGAAGCCAUUCUACUUUGCGAGGCAGCUGGUUAUGACACCAUUCUGGUUGAAACAGUUGGUGUAGGUCAAUCAGAGAUAGCUGUUGCACACAUGGUGGAUAUGUUUGUCCUGCUGAUUCCACCAGCUGGAGGUGAUGAACUGCAAGGAAUCAAGAAAGGAAUCGUUGAGAUGGCUGAUCUUGUUUUGGUAAAUAAAGCUGAUGGGGAGCUUGCCAUUCCAGCUCAGAGAAUUCAGACAGAGUAUAUCAGUGCGUUAAAACUACUAAGGAAAAAGUCACAGCACUGGAAUCCAAAGGUAUAAUGUGCAUCUUACUUUUGCACAUACACUGCCAACUUAAGACUACUAUAAAUCCUGCUGUUGUUUUACAGGUUAACUCAUAAAACUUUGUAUUGUUUUGUUUGAAACAAUUCAUUUUCAGCUCAUGAUUUACAAUCUUAGAUCUUCUCCCAACCUUCCAAAUGAGUUUAUUACACUGCUCUUAUUUACUCAGUCUGGCAUAAUUAUUAAACAAAUAAAGCAUCUUACAUAACAAGAUGAAUGAGAUCAUGCCCACUCCCUAUUAUCUCUAUAUAUCCCUCAUAUUUUAAUUCCCUUAUCUUCUCCUUGCCCCCUCCCCCCUCCCCCCAGGCGGGUUUAGUAAGUGACAAAAUCCAAGACUCUGAGAUUGAAAGAAGUGCAUAUGUAACAUGAGUUUGAGAUUGGUCAGAUACACUUCCAAGAUUUUUGAGACCCACAGUUUGAACACACCAUUAACUAACUCUAGGUGAGCUUCAGUAGACCUUUUAGGCCAUCUGUUUUGUUUUUCCAUGUGGGAUCAAGUAUUAUGCAGAAACGUGCAUAAUUUGUUUAUAGACAAAAGGCAUAUUCCCUUGGGAACAUUGGAUGGUCUGAAUUGGGGAAGCAAAACAUGCAGUUAGUAUAAAACUAAACAAAACUCAAGGCAGGGCUGGCACUGCGGCAAAGGGCUGAUUUAUUAUAGGCCAAUAUUUCGGCUAACAAAAUUAGCCUUCCUCAUGGCCAGGGCUGGGUUGUUCGAAGGUGGGUUAAGAUAUCCCAGAGUUAGUGCAAAUUUUGAACUCAGAUAUGAGAGCUUAAAAAGUCAAUUCAGUUGAAUUCUCUUUGCCUACAAUUUGAUGAUUGGAUAUGCUAAAAAAAAUACAGAAAAUUAUCAGAGAGAAUGCUUUUGAUAAAAAGAAAAAGAAACCCGGGUUAAAAUUUAACCCCGCAUUAGCCCUAACCCGUGUGCAAACAACUGGGCUCAGAACUAUACCAAGAGAAAAUAUCUUUUAAUGGCUCCGAGUAAAAAACAUCUAUUAGUAUGAAACAUCUAUUGAGUGAUUCCUUACCACUAAGAUCCUGAUGGGCAUUUUUUUAUAGAAUACCUUUUUGAUAAUGUUACUCUGUUCUUGCCAGGUUCUGCGCAUGUCUGCCCAUACUGGUGAUGGUAUAGAGAAGGCAUGGGAAACAAUGCAGAACUUUCAUAACAUCAUGCUAGAAAAAGGAGAUCUUGAACAAAGACGUCGUGAACAACAUGUAAUCUGGAUGUGGAAUCACAUCAAAGAUCAAAUCAUGGGAAGAUUCAAAUCCAACCCUGAUGUACAGGGAGAACUCCAUUAUUACGAGAAACUGGUGGCUGAUGGAGUAGUGACUCCUGGAAUGGCAGCUGAUGUGCUCCUCAAAAUAUUCACUCAUUCAUCUUUACCUGAAAACUCUACUAAUCAUGAUUAGGCACCUCUAUUAAAAUCUUGUACAGUCAAACCUUGGUUAUCCAGACUUCAGUUUAUUGGACUCGUGAUUAUAAAGACUAUUUCUUAGCCUCGCCGCAGACGUCCUUUGGGGUUUGUUCGCCCGUGGGGGAGAAAUGAAUGCGUGACGAACGAACCCCAAAGGAUGUCUGCAGGGAGGCUAACUAUUUCUCUGAUCCCAAAAAAAUAAAUAUUUAAGAGAUUUAUAGUCACACUUACAGCAAACAUAAAUUUGUAUGUUGUGACCAAGUUUUCCCUUUACUUUUCUUUUGCUGUUAAUUAUUUCUAACAAAAAAAAUAUUAAAAUGUUAUUGUCCAUUGUAAAUGGUAAAAGUAGCGACAAAGAACUUAAGUCAUUAGUAUUCAUGUGUUUGAUUAUCAAGGUUCUUGGACUAUUUUUACUCCAGUUCUGCUGGAUUUAGAAAAUCAAGGUUCGACUGUAACAAGUAGCCUCCUGUAACAAUUGUGUGACAAGAUAAAGAAUUGCUUUGUAGAGAUUUUGUGACAGGCUGUUAAUUGUCAGAGGCAGAUGCAAAACUCUGAAAUAACAGAUUAGUUAGAACAAGGUCUGUAAGGAGAUGUUGAAAGAAAAAAAAGUCUAGGAAAGGAGAAACGCUCUAUAAUAAACACUAUUUAAAGAACACUGAUUUUACAUUUUUUUACGAGAGAGUUUUAAUAGACUGGAUUUAAAAUCUAUGAGUUUUAACUUAUCAAGACUAUAAAAAUAAAGAAUA
This is a messenger RNA of Porites lobata, 3759 nucleotides long. Lineage: Eukaryota; Metazoa; Cnidaria; Anthozoa; Scleractinia; Poritidae. The record is from the annotation of a GenBank genome assembly.